This is a messenger RNA of Lottia gigantea (owl limpet), 423 nucleotides long. RefSeq lists its product as hypothetical. The transcript is spliced from 2 exons. Lineage: Eukaryota; Metazoa; Mollusca; Gastropoda; Lottiidae. The annotation marks the transcript as partial. The record is from RefSeq and is a predicted model, not a curated record.
AUGCAGAGAUCAGCUUACGCAGCUGUUGUAUUCCACAAUGUAGCUGAGAUGUACCCAGCAGAUGCCCAUGUUGAGUGUUCGUAUACAAUCACGAGUGAUAUCACCCCCUCUACUAGAGAUUGGGUUGGAUUAUAUAAAGUAGGGUGGAUGUCUCCUAAUGAUUAUUUUUAUUAUGAAUGGGCUCCCUAUCCGAAGGACUAUAAACCAGAAACUGAUGCCCAAGCUAAAAUAUUAUAUCAAGCUCACAAUCUACCAGAUGAUGAUGGUGAAUUUUAUCAGUUUUGUUACGUAACAAGUUCUGGUCAUAUCCGAGGAGCCAGUACACCAUUCCAAUUUAAAAGACCAAGUGCCGGAGAUUUCGUAGAAGUGGAGGAUGAAGAUAAUGAUAUGUUGAUUGUUCAGGAGAAAACUAUUUAUUUGGAA